AUGGCCGCAGAAAACGAGAAGAAACCUGUCCUGGAGAUGGUCCAGGCAGAUGGAGGAGACGAUGGCUGUGUGACGUUUGUGAUGCAUGAGGAAGACCAUACACUUGGAAACUCCUUACGUUACAUGAUCAUGAAGAAUCCUGACGUGGACUUUUGUGGCUACACCAUCACACAUCCUUCAGAGACUAAGAUCAACUUUCGUAUUCAGACUCGAGGGAACGUCUCGGCCUCUGAAACGUUUCGACAGGGCCUGACUGAGCUGACUGAAGCAUGUCAGCACGUUCUCAACACUUUUGAGGCGCGAGUAAACGAGUUCAAAGACAAGCAGCAGCAGCAGCAGCCCAUGGAAUAA
Molecule: messenger RNA, 351 nt
Organism: Knipowitschia caucasica
Lineage: Eukaryota; Metazoa; Chordata; Actinopteri; Gobiiformes; Gobiidae
Source: the annotation of a GenBank genome assembly